CCGUUGGGCUGAGGCGGGGCGGGGCCGGCGCUCUUGUCGCAGUGAGCGGCGGCGGAGGUGGCUCGUGGAGGCGCGGGCGCGAGCGGCGUGGCGCAGGCCGGUCUCCUUGGGCAGGAGGGGAGGCGGUGUGGGGAGGAGGUGAAAAAGAAUCCCCCGAGUAGCUCGAUGCAGUUAGGUGCGGCCUUCCUCGGUGAUGGAUGGGCAGGCGAGUGGAGCUCCUCCGUUGAGAGCUGGGCACGCGCUGUCCUCAGUGUCCUCUUAAUUUAACGAGCGCGUCUGAGUGCCGGCAGCAGUAAGGGGUUCUCGCUUUUGAGAUGUACGGGCAGGGCUGAGAAGAUUUUGUUCGCUGUAGGACUCAGAGUCGCUUGGAUCUAUCAAAGGGGUGAGUAAACAGGGCUGGGAAUAGCAAAGCGUUUGCGAUCCCAUUUUGACGUCGUGCUUGGGGGCAGCGCAGUUUCUGCCCAUAGAAGCAGGGGGAUUUUGGGCUCCUACAUAGGCCUUUAAAAUGUGUUCUGCUUUGUGGAAGUGCUAAUGCUUUCUUGGUCUGGAAGUUGAGCUCCGUUUCUUCCAGUGCAUCCAAGGAAGGAAUGAGAGGAAGUGAGUAACAGCGAGGCAGAGAUUUGGGAGAGAGUAGGAAUUCGCUGGGAUCCAUUUUGCAAAAACAAAGUCCGUAGAUUUUUUCUCGAGAAAUUUAGCCCGAGUCGAGCUUUCCGCAUGGAUUAUUUGCGGACCCCCUUAUCUCCAUUCCUGUGGGUGAAGGCAGCUCCUGAAAGCCUGGUGAGGAGAGAGAGAAAUAUCCUUGUCCCUGUCUGUCUCAUCCUUGGCCCUGAACACCUUGCCUGCCCUUCCCGGGAUUUCCCUCGCUCCUCGUCAGAGCGCUGAUCUUCCCUCCGCUUGGCCCGAGGGCUGCCCGGCCCCCGGGCUACCAGAAGAGGCCGACAGCCAGGAGCUGUGAGGGAUGGUGCAGAGCUGCUCGCAGACUAGAGAACUGAUGAAAUGCUGCAGCAUGAACCCACCGCCUAGAGGGAAGGGAUCGCACCUCCCCGGCCCCGCUCCCCGAGCCAGGCUCUAAGUCGCCGUCCGGCUCGGAGCCUGCACGGGGGACAGACGCCGGCAGCAGCCCUGCCUCUCCGCCGCACCGGCACCAGCGGGAUGCGCUCACCGCCGUCUUCAUGCCAGAAGGGGGAACUCUGAAUCGCCGCUCCGCGCCCUGCAAGCCCCUCGGGCGAGGCGAGGGGGCGGCUGUCCUCCCGCACCCCGGCCCGGCGCCCGCUGGCAGCCCCUGCCCGCCCUCAGGACCCAGGUCUGCGGCGGGGUCCCGCGGCACGGCCGGAUCCGGAGCCGUUCACGUGUAACCCGCCGGCGGCCCCCCUUGAAGGCGUCCGCCGCAGCCGGCGGUGCGGGGGGUGGAUCCCCGAGCCCUUCGCUGCAGCAGCUGGUGGCAACGCUCGCGGUGGCGGCGGUUCCCGCCCGGUGGCUGCGAUCCCGUGCCCCAUGGUGCUGCUGCGGAAGCUGCCGGGCAUGCCGGGCUGGCCGGCGGCGCUGGGGCUGCGGCUGCCGCAGAAGUUUCUGUUCCUGCUCUUCCUCUCGGGCCUGCUCACGCUGUGCUUCGGGGCCCUCUUCCUCCUGCCCGAUUCCUCUCGCUUCAAGCGCCUUUUCCUGCCCCGCCGGGCCACCGCCUCCUCCUCUUCUUCUUCCUCCGCCUCCUCCUCUUCCACCCGCGACGCUGACCUGCCUCACAGUCCCCCCGCCGCCGCCGAGCCCCGCCACGCCAGCCCCGCCGCCCCCCGCCGCCUGAGGGAGAAGCUCCGCGCGGCCGGCCCGCCUGCCCACACCGCAGCGGCCUCCCGGCAGCAGGUGCAAAGCGACGAGCGGCGACGCGAGCUCGACACGGGGGCGCCCCCCGCCGCCCGGGAGACGCGAGCUCCGUUCCGCUUCGACUACGAGCGCUUUCGCCGAAGUCUUCGCCACCCUGUACGGGGCGGGCAGCCCGGCGAGGACCCUGACACCCGUGGCCGAAGGAUGAAGAUUAAAGAGAUGAUGAAAUUUGCUUGGGAUAACUACAAACAAUAUGCAUUUGGAAAAAAUGAGCUGCGACCACUGACUAAGAAUGGCCACAUUGGUAACAUGUUUGGAGGUCUUCGAGGAGCUACAGUGGUAGAUGCCUUAGAUACUCUGUACAUCAUGGAACUCGAGGAGGAAUUCCAAGAAGCAAAAAAAUGGGUGGAGAAGAGCUUUGACUUGAAUGUGAAUGGAGAAGCGUCCUUGUUUGAGGUGAACAUCCGCUAUAUUGGAGGACUGUUGGCAGCGUACUACUUAACUGGAGAAGAGGUCUUCAGGAGUAAAGCUCUGGAACUUGGAGAGAAACUUUUGCCAGCUUUUAACACCCCCACUGGUAUCCCACGUGGCGUCAUAAAUCUGGGCAGUGGCAUGAGUUGGAGUUGGGGUUGGGCAUCUGCCGGAAGCAGCAUCUUAGCAGAAUUUGGUACCUUGCACUUAGAAUUCCUGCAUCUCACAGAGCUCUCUGGCAACCCGGUAUUUGCGGAAAAGGUGAUGAACAUCCGCAAAGUCCUGAACAGAGUUGAGAAGCCGCAGGGUCUUUAUCCCAACUUUCUCAGCCCGGUGACAGGGAACUGGGUGCAGCACCAUGUCUCUGUUGGAGGGCUCGGAGACAGCUUUUAUGAAUAUCUCAUCAAAUCUUGGCUGAUGUCAGACAAGAAAGACUCUGAAGCUAAAAAGAUGUAUGAUGAUGCAUUAGAGGCAAUAGAAAAACAUUUGGUCAGAAGGUCUGCUGGAGGAUUGACCUACAUUGCUGAAUGGAGGGGAGGCAUCCUGGAUCACAAAAUGGGCCACUUGGCUUGCUUCUCUGGGGGCAUGAUAGCACUUGGAGCUGAACACGCCAGUGAAGAGAGGAAGCAACAUUACAUGGAUCUUGCUGCAGAAAUAACAAACACUUGUCAUGAGUCUUAUGCACGUUCAGAUACCAAACUUGGCCCUGAAGCCUUUCGCUUUGACACUGGAACUGAAGCCAUGGCAACCAGACUCAGCGAGCGCUACUAUAUCCUUCGCCCAGAAGUGGUAGAAAGCUACAUGUACAUGUGGCGACUGACACAUGAUCUCAAGUACAGGCAGUGGGGCUGGGAGGUUGUGAAGGCCCUGGAAAAACACUGUAGAGUAGAAGCUGGUUUUUCUGGCAUCCGAGAUGUUUACACCACAGUCCCAACCCAUGACAACAUGCAACAGAGUUUUUUCCUUGCAGAGACUCUGAAGUACCUCUAUCUUCUGUUCUGUGAAGAUGAUGUGCUGUCCCUGGACGACUGGGUGUUCAACACAGAGGCUCACCCCCUGCCAGUCAACCACACAGACUUUAAAAAUAAAGCAAGUGUGCAGUAGUGAGGCCAUUGCCCAGCACCCUGCUUCUACAGCAUCGGCAGGUUACUGCAUUUCCUUUCCAUUAAAGGAAUUUGUGUUGUUCCUAAAAUGUUAUUUUGGGGCACUAGUCCAAUUCCGGACAGUAUUAUAUUGGGAAGUCGAAACCGUGACAUAAGCACCUUAUUUUCCUCUGUGAGGAGCUCUAUUAGCCUGAUAAUGAGAUGUUUAUUCUGGGCCAUACUGUACACAGUUCAUAGACAUUCCUUUAUACAGAGAAUUUAUAUGAAAUCCACAGACUUUGCUUUAUAGUGGCCAAAGGACUGGAAGUUUGCCAUAAAAUAGACUUCCCCGCAACACACACACCCCUCCUUUCAUUUUUCUUUUUCAUUUUUUCCUUUUAUAUACUGUUGGAUUUAUCACCUUUCUAAUUAACAGUUUUCAAUAUACUGUGCUUUCUAGAUGGUGUCAAAAUUGUAACUAAAUCAAAACCUGUCAGUAAAUUUCUUGAUCCUAAUGUAUUUUUAUAUAUUUUUUCUGUGCUCUGAAAACACAUUUACCACACAUCAUAUCUCAUUUAACUUUCCCUUAGUGUUUUUGUGUUUUUCUACUUUUAUUUGGAACUAAAUGUUAUGAGUCACUUGUAAUACUUUCACUGCUGUAAUAGUCAAAUCUGUGAAAGAGAAUAAAAGUAUUGUAAAAUAAAAA
This is a messenger RNA of Cygnus olor (mute swan), 4077 nucleotides long. It is a transcript of the gene MAN1C1, whose product is annotated as mannosidase alpha class 1C member 1. NCBI's taxonomy places the organism in Eukaryota, Metazoa, Chordata, Aves, Anseriformes, Anatidae. The record is from RefSeq and is a predicted model, not a curated record. Gene Ontology annotation, cellular component: extracellular exosome; endoplasmic reticulum; Golgi membrane. Gene Ontology annotation, biological process: carbohydrate metabolic process; N-glycan processing. The transcript has 13 exons. Bases 1495 to 3393 code for a protein of 632 amino acids. Gene Ontology annotation, molecular function: mannosyl-oligosaccharide 1,2-alpha-mannosidase activity; calcium ion binding.